GCAGACUCCCGCGACCGCCCGCCCGCCGGACGCGAGCGCGCGCGCCGAAGCCAUGACGGAGCGCGAUGUGCAGCUGGCACGGGUGGUGGAGCUCUUCACGAAGCAUGGGGCCAGCAACGGCCUUGUGCCAGCAGCGAUGCUGAAGAAGGUGAUGGGCGCGUGCUGCCCCACGCUGUCCCAGCGGGAGGUCGAGAGGUUGGUGGAGGCCAUGGACACCGAGAAGAACGGCAAGGUGCCACUGACGCAGUUCAUCGCCUGGAUGUUUCGCACCUUCGAGGAUGUCAUUGAGGAGUGGAGGACGGACAAGGAGCUGGAGAAGAUUUCGGAGACUUUGCCAAGCGGACUCCAAAAGCUUGGUCUCAGCUUCGUGUGCCCGGACCAGUUCACAGACGUUGGCUUGGCGCACAUCGGUAACAGUCUGCCAGCGACGUUGCAGACUCUGGCCCUGGCCUUUGAGUUUUCGUGGACGGAGUGCAAGAUCAGCAACGAGGGCUUCGGCAAGCUGGUGGCCAAGUUGCCCCAGGGCUUGUUGUCCCUCGACCUUAUCCUCCGCAACGACGAGCUGACGGAUGAGGCGUUGGAAGCUCUGGGCCGCGCGAUGCCUGGGAACCUCACGCGUGCAGCGAUCAGUUUCAAGGACAAUGAUUCCUUCACCGACAAAGGCAUGAGGAUCGCUCGUGCCUGGCUCGCUUUUUCCCUUCCCCGCGACACGCUGCAACUUUGCGCUCUUAUCGCAAGCACCCCGGCAUCGACCAAAAACGGGGAGAAAGACGUGGAUUCCGUGGGUGUCCCGAACCACCUACCGACGUCUGCCCAGCAGCCUCACGGAGCUGGUCUUGAACUUCGAGGCCAACUCGCACCUCUCGGAUCUCAGUCUGCAGGCGUUUGCCGCAUGGAUGCGCAAGGGCACCUCUCUCCAGAAGCUGCACUUCAUCGACAACGCCAGCACCAAAAUCACCCAAGCCGGUCUGCAGGAGCUCUACGCUGCCAUGCCCAGCACUGGCUGGAGUUUCAAUCCAGCAACGUCGAGCUGAGAGCUUUAGGGCCCUUCACCGAAGCCGGAGACAUGGGGGGUAGGGCCCCUAUGGGCCCAUAGGCAAAACCACAGUCGCUGGGCGGGGCGCCGUAGGCUGAUUUCCCGAUGCAUGAUGCGAGCCUCUGCCCAUCCGGCCGCGGUGAGUGAGUCUCCGGAUGAGUCCGUUGAUUUGCGGAGAACCUUGGACUUCCAGUGGCUGAGCUUCCCUUGAAGAUCCGGAAAUAAUGGAAAUGGAAGUGUCCCGCAGAAUUUUACGUGGAAUGACAAGAGGCCAGGCGCCUCCGGCAUGUGCAUGGUGCGUUGACUGAGAGCCAAUGGACGUGUGAAUAUCGACGGG
This is a messenger RNA of Effrenium voratum, 1373 nucleotides long. NCBI's taxonomy places the organism in Eukaryota, Dinophyceae, Suessiales, Symbiodiniaceae. The record is from the annotation of a GenBank genome assembly.